CUUGAAUGGGUUGCGCUGAGCACAGGUCUGUUACGAAGUUCGUUCGUUUACGAUGAUAGCCGUAAUAUUGCUGAUUCUUCUCUCCUUUAGUACUAAUGGACAUGCCAAAUGUGGCAGGCGUCCCUCGGGAGCUCGCGUCAUUGGUGGAGAAGACGCCGCCCCUCACUCGUGGCCUUGGCAGAUCUCUCUGCGCGUGCGCGGAAAGCACAUGUGCGGGGGGACCCUGAUCAGCCCUGACUGGGUACUAACCGCUGGUCAUUGCGUUCAUGGACAGCUAGACCCAAGCGGGUACACUGUGGUGGUCGGAGCCCAUUACAAGAGUGGAGGUGAGACCAGCGCACAGAAGGCAUUGAAUCUGAAGCGAAUCAUACUACAAGAGGGAUACACGACAAACCUACUCAACGACGUGGCGCUCAUACAGCUAGCACGGCCCGUAACCCUAGGUAGCAAGGUCAACACUGCAUGUUUGCCUACGGGCGAGAUUGCUGUGGGAUCAAAAUGUUACAUCACCGGCUGGGGGCGGAUGUGGGGUGGCACAGGAACACAAGGGACCCUACAGCAAGCCAUGCUACCCAUAGCAGAACAUAGUCUAUGUCGCAAGCAAUACCGCGUGGACCGCACCGCCCAUCUUUGCGCCGGAGAGGCUCGGGUAGGGGCAGCAGGGGGCUGUAAUGGAGAUAGCGGGGGUCCUUUGGUGUGUGAGCAGAGUGGAGUCUGGGUCCUGCAUGGUGCUAUUAGUUAUGGUGCGCGCUGGUGUCCCACGGACUACUACACCGUGUUUACCAGAGUUAGCAGCUACGUGGCAUGGAUUAACGGCAAGAUAGACCCCACGGAAGGAGGGAGUGGUACUGUCAAGCCUCCGGUAACACCAGUCACGGAACGACCUGUCACGCCAUCUCUGGCCGUCACGACACUUUCACCCGUCACAGAGAACCCAUCAGGCUGUAUCGAUAAGGCCCAGGGCUGCGAUGCUACGAGCAGCUUGUGUGACACGCCCAUUAUGAAGCGAUACUGUCGCAAGACCUGCUCACUCUGCUAGAGAAAUGAAGCCCAUUCUUCAAUCGCCCCCAAGUACACGGAAACCAUCUGACUUCAGGUUUCUGGAACAUCCCAAAUUCCAAAUUGAAUAAAAGAAUUAAAGUUAAAA
Messenger RNA from Nematostella vectensis (starlet sea anemone), 1147 nucleotides. Its product is annotated as plasminogen. NCBI's taxonomy places the organism in Eukaryota, Metazoa, Cnidaria, Anthozoa, Actiniaria, Edwardsiidae. The transcript has 8 exons. The record is from RefSeq and is a predicted model, not a curated record. Gene Ontology annotation, molecular function: serine-type endopeptidase activity. Bases 53 to 1039 code for a protein of 328 amino acids. Gene Ontology annotation, biological process: proteolysis.